Benincasa hispida (wax gourd) is the source of this 3222-nucleotide messenger RNA. RefSeq names its product serine/threonine-protein kinase KIPK2-like. Lineage: Eukaryota; Viridiplantae; Streptophyta; Magnoliopsida; Cucurbitales; Cucurbitaceae. The record is from RefSeq and is a predicted model, not a curated record. Gene Ontology annotation, molecular function: ATP binding; protein kinase activity. Gene Ontology annotation, biological process: protein phosphorylation.
CAGUAUCAAAAUUUCUGAAGAGAAAGAUACUAUUUUUACUCUCUCAUUCUCUCUCUAAACCUCCCUUCUCCUUCUCCUCCUUCUCCUCCUUCUCCUUCUCCUUCUCCUUCUCCUUCUCCUUCUUCGUCCACCGCUCCGGACCCCAAAACUAGGUUUUGCCUCUCAUCUCUCUCGCAUUCUUCGCAAUCCGUUGCAUUUUCGCCUUUACAACUCACUUCAUCUCAGAUUAUGGCGUGUGGAAGAGUGGAUACUCAAUGUUCUAGUGAUGCAAAGAAUAGUUCUAGAGUGUGAGAGUUUGGUUUCCAUACUUUUAAGUCCUUUUUAUCUAAAUUGAAAUGUCGGAAAGGGAUUAGCAUUGAGGAUCGAUAAACCACAGAAUUGCUAAGUUCUGACUUCUGCGGAGCCUAAGGGCUUUCGUAUAGUGAGCGUAGGUAGUAAUGGGAUCUGGUACUUGUGAAAUUGUCGAAGCAAGGGAAGAAAUCAAACCUGUUCAAAGUAAGGCAGGAUCUCAUCAUUCAGAUUUUGUAUCAGACAAAGAUCGAAGACUUUCUGCAUUGAAAAUUGGAUUCAAGGGAUCUCUAGAGGAUGAUAUCAAUCAGCUUUUUGAGUCUAUUAGUAUUAAAAAUGCAUCCAAGAGUUUAGGUCAUUCACAAGUAGAGGUAAACGCACUGAGAAAAAGUACACUAAAGAAGCCAAUAACUGUUGGCAUACCUCGGUCACCAGGUAUUGGUACUUCUGAUUCCGGUAGUCUGAAGCAAGCACUUAGGGAACUAUGCCUUUCAAAGGCGUCUGAAAUGGCUGCUAUGAAGAGAUCAUCAAAAUCGUCUAGCUCUUCAAGAAUCUCAGAAGCUGGGCGAAUCAAGACAUUGUACAAUUCAGUUAUGGUUGAAGCCACUGAGUCAGGCUCUUCUUCAGAUAAUGUUAAAGGGGGACGUGUGGUUGGAAUAUCCCUGGUUCCAGAGGAAAAGAAAGUGAACUUUGAGAAGAGACUUGAGCAUGUCCAGGCAUCUGCUGUUAAACCACCGGUUGAAAGUGCUUACUCUUCUCAGUUGCCUGUUGCAAAAGCACAAAAGCACGUUGAGGUUGCUACUGUGGAACAAAACGUCAAUCCCACUUUGUCAAGGAAAGUUGGAUCUCAAACAUUAAAGGCAGAGUUGGAGAAGGAAGAGGAGUCCAUUACUCUACCAUCUAUAUCUUCUUGCACUAUUGGCAAGGUCUUGGAGAAGGAGAAGAAAAUUCUUGCCGGAAGCAGAGUAGCAAAUAAAGUGGGAUCAUCUAAGGCAGGACGUAAAGGUAGGUUGCAAACUACAUCUUCAUCUAAGUUGGGUAGUGGCAAUAAGGUAACCAAGUUAUCUAGAAGUGCCUCCCGUUCUGUUAAACCAGUUAUUAGGAACAAGGGGCUGGCUAAGAAGAAAGUCAAACAGGAUUUGAGUUCUCCAGCAUGUAGUUCAAGCACAUACAAUGCAGUCAAUGGUGAUAUGGAUCCUAGUAAAAGGAAGUUGAUAUGCGAGAGAUGCCAUUGUGCAUUGAAUAGUGCAGCUAAAGACUCAAAGAAGGGCUCUGCAUCCCAGUUUAGUGGUCUUGGUACUGAUGUAAACAUGACAAAUUCAAAAUUUGGUGUUAACAAAUCAGGCAUCAAUGUGGAUGGCAAGGCUUCUGAUGUUAAAGUCAAAAGAAAUACAAGGGUACGAGAUAAGGGUGAAUUUUCUCAAAGCUCAAAAAGUAGUCAAGGUGAGUACAGUAGCAGUACGACGAGUAUUAUAAGUGAUGAUAGCAAUGGGCAUGGACCCAGUAAUGGUAACAGACCUCAUAUGUCAAAAGACUUUAGGUGGGAAGCCAUACGCCAUGCACAAUUACAGUAUGGGGUCCUCAGCUUGCGACAUUUUAAUCUUUUAAAGAAGCUUGGUUGUGGAGACAUUGGAACAGUGUAUCUUGCUGAGCUAACUGGCACAAAUUACCUAUUUGCCAUUAAGGUCAUGGACAAUGAGUUUCUAGCAAGACGGAAGAAAAUUCCUAGAGCACAAACCGAGAGAGAAAUACUGAGGAUGUUAGAUCAUCCAUUCCUCCCUACACUUUAUGUUCAAUUUACUUCAGAUAAUCUAUCAUGUCUCGUCAUGGAGUAUUGUCCUGGAGGAGAUCUUCAUGUUCUGCGGCAGAAGCAGCUAGGCAGAGUGUUUCCUGAACCCGCAGCAAGAUUUUAUGUUGCUGAGGUCCUCCUUGCUUUGGAGUACUUGCACAUGCUCGGAGUUAUUUAUCGAGAUUUAAAACCUGAGAAUAUUCUUGUCAGGGAAGAUGGUCACAUAAUGCUUACCGACUUUGACCUGUCGUUAAGGUGCACGGUCAAUCCAACACUCCUGAAGUCAUCAUCCUUCAAUGCAGACUUGGUGAAAACAUCAGGUCCCUGUACAGAUUCUAAUUGUGCUGAGCCAUUUUGCAUUGAACCAUCAUGUCAAGUCCCAUGCUUCAGCCCCAGGUUUCUACCUGCUUCUGCCAAAACAAGGAAGUCAAAACCUGAUCUCACAACACAGUUCAGGUCAUUGCCCCAGCUCGUUGCUGAACCCACCGAUGCACGUUCGAAUUCCUUUGUCGGCACUCAUGAAUAUUUGGCUCCUGAGAUCAUUAAAGGAGAGGGUCAUGGAGCUGCAGUUGAUUGGUGGACUUUUGGUGUUUUUCUCUAUGAGCUUCUGUAUGGUAGAACCCCUUUCAAGGGCUCCAAUAAUGAAGAAACAUUAGCCAAUGUAAUAAUGCAAGGCCUCAGUUUUCCCGACAGCCCAAUCGUUAGUUUCCAAGCAAGGGAUCUUAUCCGAGGACUGUUGGUAAAAGAACCUGAAAAUCGAUUCGGGACAGAGAAAGGGGCCGCGGAAAUCAAACAGCACCCGUUCUUCGAGGGACUAAACUGGGCAUUGAUCCGGUGUGCAGUUCCUCCAGAACUUCCAGACUUAUGUGAUAUGGACAUUACAAGUAUGAUUGCUCAACAAAACAAGUUCAGGUAUUUGGAAAACAAGUCCACUGGAGAACACCUUGAGUUCGAAUUGUUUUAGGAGAAAAAGAAAUCAUCAACCUUGGGAAGAAGAGACGUAGCCAAGUUAGGUAUUAGCCUUUUUAUUCCAACAUCUUCCUCCUUGCUGUAAUUAAUAUUGUAGCGUAUAAUGUAAAUUUGGUCGAGAAUAUUUGUAUCAAGGCUUUUACCAUUUUCAUGGCAUCAAAGGUCUCUGAGUUCUA